UCUCUGAUUGUGUUUAGGGAUCAAUCAUCGCCGUCUUCUACAACUGCCUACUUGCUCUCAACCGGAUUUAGUUCCCAUUCUUCUUUUUCGGCAGACCGAAGACGUAGCAGAGAAAUGUCGUCGCCUCAUCUUCAGUGGCUCAUCACCCGUAAAAACAGCUCCUUCAUCCUGAAGAAGCGUAAUGUCAAGCAGCCUUUCAGCACGGAACCACUUCACUUGACAAACAGGCAUUGCUACAAGUACAACACUUUGGUCCACAAAAAUGUCAUUGGUGUUGAACCAGCCAAGGAUAAAAAUGGAUUUGUCGUUGCUAUGAAGAGCAAGACGAAAGUGUUCAAGCCCAAGGCAUCCAUCAUCCGAUUCCAGAUCAAGUCUGGUCCUCGUCACACCUUGGCUAAGCUUCGUAACAUUGUGAAGGCUGGUUACCGCAAGGACUGCAGGAGUGCAGUGCUGAAGAAGGCCUCUGCCAUCAUCCGCUCAGAGAAGACCCGAGUAGCCAAGAAGGCUAAGCCCGCGAAGAAAGCUGAAUAAGCCACUGUAUUACAAGAGUUUUAACUAAAAUAAAUUCUUGUGGGUACAAAA
Messenger RNA from Daphnia pulicaria, 582 nucleotides. It is a transcript of the gene RpL28, whose product is annotated as 60S ribosomal protein L28-like. Gene Ontology annotation, molecular function: structural constituent of ribosome. NCBI's taxonomy places the organism in Eukaryota, Metazoa, Arthropoda, Branchiopoda, Diplostraca, Daphniidae. Gene Ontology annotation, biological process: translation. The transcript has 4 exons. Gene Ontology annotation, cellular component: ribosome; cytosolic large ribosomal subunit. The coding region runs from base 115 to 531 and encodes 138 amino acids. The record is from RefSeq and is a predicted model, not a curated record.